GUUACAUAAUCGGCUGUGCUUCAGGAUGAAGUACCUUGUCCUGCUUGCUCUAGCGGCUGCAUGCCUUGCUUUUGACAAAGAAUCGAUGUUAAAGCAGAACAAGAUUGGCAAGGAACCGGUAGGCACGUUUGAGGUUACAUCAACCUGUGAUGAAUGUCAGUCGUUGGUUCGUCGAUUCAGUGAUGCUGCGAAGGAUCCGGCAAAGUUAGCUGAACUGAAAAUGCUGUUGAAUGUAUUGUGUCACGAAACAUCCUACGUUGACGAGUGCCGUAUGUUCGUAUCAAGGUUGGAUGUGAUUAUCCACAAGCUCGAGCCUUAUCUAAAAGAUGCAGAGAAAGUUUGCAAGUCAUUCCACAUGUGCUCAAACUCUCGUCUUGACGCUUUCCACCGCAUUGGACUACUGUACGCAAAGAGAUCGAUGAACAGAGUCGAAGGAUUGAAGGAUUUCGUCUGCGAUGAGUGCCAGUUUGCGGCCAAGGAAAUGAAGAAUAUUGUUGAGGAUAAGGAAAAGCAAAAGGCUAUUCGUGACUUCUUCUCACAAAACAUCUGCAAGCAUAUGUCCCGUUACCAGGGAAUGUGCGACAUGCUCGUCGAGCAGUUCCUUCCGGAAAUGUUCCAAGAACUUGAAACGUUACUUCAGGACCCCAAAAAAGCUUGUGCAGAUAUCGGCUUCUGCCCUCGAAUGGGCGCGCCACGAAAACUGACUUCUCCAUCUGUGGUGACAUCUAACCAUCCUGCUUACGCGUUCUUUGAAGCGGCAAAGACGAUUCCAACACCAACUGGAAGCAUUCUUAUGAGCUGUUUGGAGUGCAAAAUGGCUGCCGAAGAAACUAUUCAGGGAUUGAUUGCUGACAGGAAAAACAUUGCCGGAGGAAUCCAAGAAUUUGCUUGUCACGACUUCCUUGGGUCCAACUUCACAGCCAGCUGCGACGACUUCCUCUCACUGUACCUGCCGACCGUCCUCUACAUGACAUUCGAACAGUUCACGCCUGACGAGGUGUGCGUAAAAACGAAGGCGUGUGAUUCAGUCUCCGUGUCUCGUAUGUCUCAACUGACAAAGCAGCAAAGGCAUAAUUUGAAAUGCAGGACCUGCUCUGGUAUGCAGGAAUUUUUCAAGUCUGCUAAUGAACUACCCCAAACGGCUGGUUUUCAAAAGUUCGUCAUUGGAGAACUAAAAAGAACCGCAUGUGAUUACCUGGGAGAUUUUUCAACACUCUGCGAUCAGUUUGUGGACGCUGUCAUUCCAAAGUUUUUCGAGAAGUUUUUCGAUAUUUACAAGUCCGAGGCUGUCUGUUCGAAAAUUCAUCCUGAAUGCUAA
This is a messenger RNA of Cylicocyclus nassatus, 1318 nucleotides long. Lineage: Eukaryota; Metazoa; Nematoda; Chromadorea; Rhabditida; Strongylidae. The record is from the annotation of a GenBank genome assembly.